CUGGGAGAGGACUCUCUCUGAUCAUAUUCCUCACUCACUCUCUCCAUCACACAGUGGAAGCUCAAGAAUGACGGUCCACGGGAAGAUGGAGAUAGACUUGGAGAUCAGGGCUCCGGCCGACAGGUUCCACAACGUCUUCAGCUGCCGGCCCCACCACAUCUCGAACAUUUCUACUGAUAAGAUCCAUGGCGUCGAUCUGCACGACGGCAGCUGGGGCAAGGCCGGAUGUGUCAUCAGCUGGAGCUACACCCACGAUGGAGAGACUAAGGUCGCGAAGGAGGUGAUAGAAUCCAUAGACGACGAGAAGAACUCGACGACAUUCAGAGUGAUCGAAGGCGACCUGAUGAAGCUGUACAAGAACUUUGUCCUCAUCGUCCAUGCCACGCCCAAGCAAGGAGGCGGGAGCGUCGUCCACUGGGCGCUGGAGUACGAGAAGCUGAGCGAGGAGGAGACUGAGCCCUACUCGCUGCUCCAGUUCUGCGUCCAUGUCAGCAAGGACAUCGAUCUUCAUCUCAUGGAACAGGCUCAGGCUCAGGCCUAGCAGAAAGUUAAGGAACUGGACUUUUAUAUAUAUGCACCGGUUUGCUCUCUGGUGAGUUUGAUGCUACGUAUGUUUGAACAUGUUUGACGAUGUGUCUCUGUACUGAAAGGAAUAAAGCUUGUGGCUAUGUGUGGUUCUUGUGGUUCUUAUGAGGAGAACUAAUGGAAUGGUCUUCAAACAGAUCGUUGA
This is a messenger RNA of Rhodamnia argentea, 730 nucleotides long. Its product is annotated as MLP-like protein 28. Gene Ontology annotation, biological process: defense response. The transcript is spliced from 2 exons. The coding region runs from base 68 to 541 and encodes 157 amino acids. The record is from RefSeq and is a predicted model, not a curated record. NCBI's taxonomy places the organism in Eukaryota, Viridiplantae, Streptophyta, Magnoliopsida, Myrtales, Myrtaceae.